Molecule: messenger RNA, 9931 nt
Organism: Penaeus chinensis
Lineage: Eukaryota; Metazoa; Arthropoda; Malacostraca; Decapoda; Penaeidae
Product: probable chitinase 10
Exons: 50
Coding region: 143-8887 (2914 amino acids)
Biological process (GO): carbohydrate metabolic process; chitin catabolic process
Cellular component (GO): extracellular region
Molecular function (GO): chitinase activity; chitin binding
Source: RefSeq, a predicted model, not a curated record
UGGCGAUCGAGCUCCGUCGAGGCUCAGUUGCUGUCCGCACCUCUCGUCUGUCGCACGGGGGAGGAGGGUCAAUCUGCCAAGCCUGCUGUGAUAGUUGGAGCACCUUCGGCUCCUAGAUCCAGCACCCGAGGAGGUUGUUGUAAUGAUGCUGCUGUUGCUGGUGGCGGCGACGGUGAGCGCGGCUUCGCUGGAGCCGGAGCUGCCCAAGGCCCACCGCAUCGAACCCGUGCCCGUCCAUAUCUACGGACCCCAGUUCCCCGGUAUCUACGGUCCGGCCAGUCAGCGGCGGGACACUCUGGAGCACAUCCUCUACGCCUACAGAUUCACUCCGUCCGAGGUCAACAUCCGCCACAAGGGCCAAAAUCCCAUCACGUACCAGGUACCCGGCGCCCAAAAGCUCCAGUCCAGUGUGCCGGCGUUCAGCAGGGGCCACAUCGAAGCCUUCCCGGGCCUGGAUGAAGUCACUCCCUUGCCCUACUUCCAGAAAAACGUGGCCUUCGAGGAGGGACCCGAGUUCCUCCGAGACGCCGUGGAGCAUGUACCCAUCGAGGCCGAGCCUUACAUGGCCGAGUUCGAGGCUGAGGAUGACGCAUUCUUCUCCCGAGGGGACGUCGAGUCCUACCCACGCUUCCAGUCUGUUUACUCCGGUGGCUUCGAGGACGAGGCAAUGGACGCCUAUGUGAUCGAGACCCCGAAAGACAUGUACGGCUGGGCAGGUUACAGAGCCGCCGUGGAGUCGCCGCCUCUGAGGAUCCCGACGCAUGACCCCGAGGAAGCCCGGCCCGUGCAGCCACAGCUCAACAGCCGCCCUUUCGGUCCUUGGUCCGAGACCCUCCUUGGAGAAGACAUUCCUGACGACGACGUGGUAGAAGUCGGUGGGUCUCCUUCCUUCCAGGACACGUUCAGCUCCCUGGCCGGCGCGGACCUGUUGAAGUACUACAAUGAUAUUAGGAGCAGGAAGUCAGACUACAAGCUGGUGUGUUAUUUUGGCGGUUGGUCCGUGUACAGGCCCGAGCCUUUCGACUUCACGGUGACGGACAUCGACCCCUUCUCCUGCACCCACGUCAUCUACUCCUUCGCAGGACUCAAGGCUAAUGAAUACACGAUCCAAGCCUUAGAUGAGGAAACGGACAUCGUGAAGGGGGCGUACAAGGCAGCUGUCGGCCUGAAGAACCAGAACCCGGCCCUGAAGGUGAUGAUCGCCAUCGGAGGCUGGAACGAAGGAGGCAAGAAGUACUCGGAGAUGGCCUCGAGCAAGCAGAGGAGAGAGAAGUUCGUGGCCUCCGUCGUGAGUUUCCUGAAGGAGCACAAGUUUGAUGGUCUCGAUUUGGAUUGGGAGUACCCUGGCGCCAGCGACCGCGGCGGCCGCUGGUCUGACAAGGCUAACUUCGCCGACCUUGUGGAGGAACUCGCAGCCGCUUUCCAACCUCACGGAUGGAUCCUGUCUGCCGCCGUGUCUCCCGCAAAGUUCCGCGUAAACGAGGGCUACGACGUGCCUCGCCUGGCCCAGCACCUCGACUUCAUCAACAUCAUGACCUACGACCUGCGAGGACCCUGGGACGGCAAGGCUGACCACCACGCCCCCAUCUCUUCCCGCCCUUCCGACAGCUGGGCGUACAAGGCCCUGAACACGAAGGACGGCAUCGCAUACUGGGCCGAGAAGGGCGCCCCGAAGGAGAAGCUCGUGAUGGGCAUUCCCUUCUACGGCCGCACCUUCACCCUCGCCUCGUCCAGCACUCAGCCCGGGUCACAGGCGAAGUCUGGUGGUAACGAGGGACAGUACACUCAAGAGAGAGGCUUCCUUGCUUAUUACGAAGUGUGCCAAGAAAUGCGUAAUGGCGGCUGGGACGUACAGCAGGACGCCGUUGGAGGACCGUACAUGAGCAAGGGAGACCAGUGGAUCGGCUGGGACGACGUCGAUUACGUCACCAAGAAGAUGGACCUGGUGAAGUCCGAGGGCCUGGGCGGCGCCAUGGUUUGGGCCAUCGACCUGGACGACUACCUGGGUGUGUGCGGAGACAGGUGGCCUCUCCUGACGGCCAUGCGUCGUGGUCUCGGUCUGAAGGCCCUGCCAAGCAUCCCGGGCGCCAUUCCCGUCAGCCCUUUGAUAGAAGAACCGACUCCCGCCACCCCCAACGUCACCCCGGCUGCUACAACUAAUGAGGAAACGAUGCCAGAACAAACCGCGACACAAACGCCCUCCGACAUCGAGGACAUGACAACGUUACCUCCGACCACCCUCACGCCCACAGAAGCGACGCCGGCACCUAAUUUCACCUGCCCAGGACCCGGCUUCUUCAGAUCCGCCGAGGACUGCGCCGUGUACUUCCUCUGCGACUCGUCCCUCAUGGCCUACAAGUUCGUGUGUCCCGCUGGCCUCGUCUUCGACACCCUUCGACGCUUGUGCAACUGGCCGCGUCACGUCAAGUGCGGGGCAGCCUCUUCACCUCUUACAAGGAAAGCCAUCAGCUGUAAGAAAGAUGGUUUGUACAGUGACGAGUACGACUGUCGCAUGUUUACGUGGUGUAAGAAUGGCGUGGCGUCGAGGUAUUACUGCCAGCACGGACUUUACUUCAAUCCCAAGACAGGAGUGUGCACAGAACCCGACCAGAAGUUCUGUCUGCCUGGACAAUCCGUCAUGAUUGAAGCUUCUGACGAGAAUGAGAUCACGCUCAAGAUGGCUCAGAGGGCAGGCGCAGAAAAGAGAGUCGUGUGUUACUUCACCAGCUGGGCCUACUACAGACCCUCUCCCCACAAUUUCGCCCCUGAAUACGUGGACCCAAAUCUCUGCACCCACAUCAUAUACGCGUACGCCAUGUUGGACGGCUCUGAACUCAUCAUGAGGUCGCUCGAUCCCUAUCUGGACUUCGAUUACAACUUCUACCAGCGCAUCCUCGGCCUGAAGCGAGAAGCGCCGAACUUGAAGGUGAUGCUGGCGCUGGGCGGGUGGGUGGACUCCGCCGGCGACAAGUACUCCCGCCUUGUGAACAACCCAAAGGCCAGAGCGAACUUCGUCGAACACACAACGCAGGUUCUGACAGCAUAUCGUUUCGACGGACUGGACUUCGGCUGGAUGUACCCGCGGUGCUGGCAGAUGGACUGCUCUAAGGGCCCCACCUCAGAUGUCUCGGGCUUUUCUAGUCUUAUAAAGGAACUGAAAAUGGCCUUCGAGCGAGUCUCCCCGCCGCUCCUGCUCUCCGCCGCCGUCUCGCCCGCCCGCAACACGAUCGACAGGUCCUACGACGUCCCGACGCUCUCUCGUUACCUGGAUUUCAUUAACGUCAUGACGUACGACUUCCACGGCGCUUGGGAGAAGGAGACUGGGCACGUCUCGCCCCUCAAGUUCAGGGACGGCGAUAGGUACGCUUCUCAAAACACGGACUACUCCAUGAAGCAUUGGGUCGAGCGGGGCGCCGACCCGACAAAGCUGGUGAUGGGCGUCCCCUUCUACGGCCAGACCUUCACCCUGGCCAACCCGCUGCAGAACGGCCUCCGCGCGCCGGUGUCCAGGAACGGGGACGAAGGACCGGUCACCCACCAGAGGGGCAUGAUGGCUUACUUUGAGAUUUGUAAGACUGUUCGCACCCCCGGCUGGACCAAGGUCGUGGACGCUAAGGGUGCCAUUGGGCCGUUCGCGCACAAAGGCGACCAGUGGUACAGCUACGAGGACCCCGACUCCGUCACCAGAAAAGCCAACUAUAUCAUCAGCAGCGGCUACGGCGGCGCCAUGGUGUGGGAUCUCAGCUUCGACGACUUCCUGAACGUCUGCUGCCGCGAGUCCAUGCCGCUCCUGCGUGCCAUCAACAGGGUCCUGCGAUCUGUGCCCUAUCCGCCGCCCAGACCCGGAGGAGGCGACUGCACGAGGCCGCCCGUGGACACUACCCCCCCGACGCCCACGCGCACGACUAGCUAUAGCCCAGACAUCGUCCAGGGCAAACCCACGGAGUCCACCUGGGGCCUGUUCAACCUCACCUCCGGCUCCACCACGAAAUCCACCCCGUCGUGGCAGACCCCCUGGACCCCCACAACCCCGAGGCCGCAACCACCUACCACCAGAAGCACCACCUCAACCACGCAGACGACCCCUCGCACCACUUCGCCCUGGUGGACCAGGCCGUCGUCAACCACGACCCCAAGGACGACGACCUGGUGGUGGAGGCCUCCAACCACGGAGACAACGACUCGAAUGCCGAUCACCAGAACCACGACUCCGACCACCACCACCACCACCACCACCACCACCACCACCACCACCACCACCACGACGAUGGCCCCCAGGCCACGACCCACGCCUCCCGCUCCAGGAGGUGGCAAGUACCCGGGCGAAGCUUGUAUAAGCGGGGAUUAUCAUCCUAAAGCGGGCGACUGCGGCUCCUUCCUAAGAUGUAGUAACGGGGUGCUAGAAGAAUCUCGCUGUGCCCCGGGGCUGCACUGGAACCAAGCAAAGAAGAUCUGCGACUGGCCACAGAAUGCCAAGUGUGGGAGAGAGCCAACUCUCCGUCCCGCUAUGGUCACGGAAUCCACGAUAUCCAGCAAGCUCACCACGCCCACCGUCGACGUGAACCUCCCCUGCGACGAAGGCUCAUACAUCCGCGACCCGAAGGACUGCAGCUCGUACAUGCUCUGCGUGCACGGCGAAUGGCAGAAGUUCAGUUGCCAGCCGCCCUUGCAAUGGGACCAGAACAAGCGGAUCUGCGACUGGCCGAGCAACGUGAAGUGCACCCCGAGCGACCCUGGCACCGUCUCGCAAGUGGACGUUGGCACCGUGACCACUCAGGCUCCCGUGGGUCCCGUCGUCACCCAGCCCACUCAGUCGUCGGUAGAGCUCGAGUCGGUCGGGCCUUCAGCUCCCCUGUCAGGAGACUACAUGGUCGUGUGUUACUUCACCAACUGGGCGUGGUACAGACCGGGCUUGGGCAAAUACAAGCCAGAAGACAUUGACCCAACGAUCUGUACCCACGUCGUCUACGGCUUUGCGGUUCUCGACUACAGCAACCUCAUCAUCAAACCCCACGAUACCUGGGCUGAUUUUGAUAACAAAUUCUACGAGAAGGUCACCGCUCUGAAGGCGAAGGGCAUCAAGGUCACCAUCGCUAUCGGUGGCUGGAACGACUCCGCCGGGGACAAGUACAGUCGUCUGGUGAACAACCCUGCCGCUCGAGCAAAGUUCAUCACCCACGUCGUCGAGUUCAUCAAGAAACACAACUUCGAUGGUCUGGAUCUCGACUGGGAGUACCCCGUCUGCUGGCAGGUGGACUGCAAGAAGGGGCCGCCCUCCGACAAGCAAGCCUUCGCCAUGUGGGUCAAGGAACUCAGCGUCGCCUUCAAGCCUCACGGCCUCCUGCUCUCGGCUGCCGUGUCGCCCAGCAAGAAGGUCAUUGACGCAGGCUACGACGUCCCCACUCUGAGUCAGUACAUGGACUGGAUCGCCGUCAUGACCUACGAUUUCCACGGUCACUGGGACAAGAAGACAGGUCACGUUGCUCCUAUGUACCACCAUCCUGAAGACGACUACGACUAUUUCAACAUGGACUACGCCAUUCGCUACUGGAUCGAGAAGGGCGCCGCCAAGAACAAGCUGGUCCUCGGAAUGCCUCUGUACGGCCAGUCCUUCUCCAUCAACGACCCCACGAACACCGGCCUCAACUCCCCGGCGAGGAGCGGAGGGCAAGCGGGACAGUUCACGAGGGCGCGAGGAUUCCUGGCUUAUUAUGAGAUUUGUCACUUCAUUCAACAAGGCUGGACUGUCGUGACGGAUCCUGAGGGAAGAAUGGGUCCUUAUGCCUACUCUGGAAACCAAUGGGUAUCCUUCGACGAUGUGGAAACUAUUAGGAGGAAGUCUGAAUACAUCCGCCAAAUGGGUCUUGCGGGCGGUAUGGUCUGGGCCCUCGACCUCGACGACUUCAGGAAUCGCUGCGGACAGGGCGCUCACCCGCUCAUGAACACCAUCAAGGCAGUGCUGGGUCCGCCCAAAGGAACAGGGCCUGUAUUACCUCCAAUGACAGAGACAGUGCCAGAGCCAGCACCAGAGCCAGUACCAGAGCCAGUGCGACAACCAGAUCCAGUAAUACCACCAAGCCCCACGACCCCGAAGAGCACAGCUCCGAUCGUCACUCAGCCUGGAACUUUGCAGCCAAGCGGCUCAGACUACAAGGUGGUCUGCUACUUCACCAACUGGGCCUGGUACCGCCCUGGAGAAGGAAAGUACACUCCGGACGACAUCGACGCCUCCCUUUGCACCCACAUCAUCUACGGCUUCGCGGUUCUCAACGGCAACAACCUCCAGAUCAAACCCCACGACACAUGGGCAGAUUUUGAUAACAAGUUCUACGAGCGCGUGACGGCUCUCAGGGCCAAGGGUGUCAAGGUCCUGGUGGCUAUCGGAGGCUGGAACGACUCUGCAGGCAACAAGUACAGUCGUCUUGUGAACAACCCAGCUGCUCGGGCUAAGUUCACUGAACACGUUAUUACGUUCAUUCAGCAGAAUAACUUCGAUGGUCUGGAUCUCGACUGGGAGUACCCCGUCUGCUGGCAGGUGAACUGCAACAAAGGCCCCGCUUCCGACAAGGACGCCUUCUCCGCCUGGGUGAGGGAGCUCAAGAUGGCCUUCGAACCUCUCGGGCUCCUGCUCUCUGCUGCCGUGUCUCCGAGCAACAAGGUCAUCGACGCCGGUUACGACGUUCCGGUUCUGAGCCAAUACCUCGACUGGAUCGCCGUCAUGACCUACGAUUACCACGGUCAGUGGGACAAGAAGACAGGUCACGUCGCCCCCAUGUAUGCUCACUCCACAGACGAGAAUCUUGCAUUUAACACAAACUUCACCAUUCACUACUGGAUCGAGAAGGGCGCCGACCGCAAGAAGCUGGUCCUGGGAAUGCCCAUGUACGGUCAGUCCUUCACCCUCGCCAGCAGCCAGGACAACGGCCUCCUUCAGAAGUCCUACGGAGGCGGCGAUGCAGGACAAUAUACUCGAGCCCGCGGCUUCUUGGCCUAUUAUGAGAUUUGCUACAAGAUCAGAGGCGGAGGCUGGACGGUCGUGCGAGACAGCGAGGGCACCAUGGGACCGUACGCUUACAAGGGCAACCAGUGGGUUGGAUUCGAUGACGUUCACACCAUCAGAUACAAGUCCGAAUACAUUAAGAAAAUGGGUCUGGGCGGCGGCAUGAUCUGGGCCCUCGACCUCGACGACUUCAGGAACCGCUGCGACUGUGAGACGCACCCUCUCCUCAGGACAAUCAACCGCGUACUGAGGAACAUCCCAGUGCCGGACCCGGGAUGCCCUCUGCUCGGAAGCGCCCAGCCCACCAUGGGCGUUGUCGCUCCAGGCACCACCACUGUCGUGCGCGAUCAGACCGUCACGAGCGUCGAGCCCUUGGUGACGCCCCGCAUCCCGACGCCCAACACGGUCGCCCCCAGUGCGCCUAGCGGGGGCGAGUGCCAGACCGGAGAACGCCGCGCCCAUCCGACCAACUGCAACAUGUACUACGAGUGUGUCUUCGGCAAGCUGGAGGAGAGGAGGUGCUUCGCCGGACUGCACUGGAACGGCAAGGACCGCUGCGACUGGCCGGAUAAUGCAGGAUGUACCAGUGGCUCUUCACCGACCAUCACUGAACCCUCCGUCCCCUCCGUCCCCUCCGUCGCCCCCUCCACCACGGCCAACCCCUGGUGGCCGAGACCGACCUCUUCCCCCAAGCCGACCCCCACCACCAUCAGCACCCACAUUGAGACGAUCAUCCCAGACACAGGAUACAAGGUGGUAUGUUACUUUACCAACUGGGCCUGGUAUCGUCAAACCGCCGGCAAGUACAGACCCGAAGACAUUGAUCCCAACCUCUGCACACAUAUUGUGUACGGUUUUGCUGUUCUGGACGGCACUCGGCUCCUUAUCAAACCCCACGACACUUGGGCUGAUUAUGAUAACAAGUUCUACGAAAAGGUAACCGCACUGAGGGCGAGAGGCAUCAAGGUCACAAUCGCUAUCGGUGGCUGGAACGACUCCGCCGGGGACAAGUACAGUCGCCUAGUGAACAAUCCCGAAGCUCGUAGGAGGUUCAACGAGCAUGUUAUUGAGUUCAUCAAGAGACACAACUUCGACGGUCUCGAUCUGGAUUGGGAAUAUCCCGUCUGCUGGCAGGUGAACUGCAAGAAGGGACCUGCCUCUGACAAAGCUGCAUUUGCCGAAUGGAUCAAGGAACUCCACUAUGCUUUCAAGCCUCACGGUCUGCUCCUCUCCGCCGCCGUUUCUCCGAGCAACAAGGUCAUCGACGCUGGCUACGACGUCCCCGCUCUGAACAGGUACCUGGACUGGAUCGCCGUCAUGACCUACGAUUAUCACGGUCACUGGGACAAGAAGACAGGUCACGUCGCCCCCAUGUAUCUUCACCCUGAAGACGAGAAUAUAUACUUCAACUCUAACUUCACCAUUCACUACUGGAUGGAGAAGGGCGCCGACCGCAAGAAGCUGAUCAUGGGCAUGCCACUGUACGGCCAGUCCUUCUCCCUGGCCUCGGCUUCUGACAACGGACUCAACCAGAAGGCGUACGGACGGGGCACCGCAGGAGAGUACACGAGGGCUGGCGGCUUCCUGGCUUACUAUGAGAUCUGCGACCGCGUCCUGAACCGUGGCUUCACCGUAGUCAAGGAUCCCGAAGGCAGAAUGGGUCCUUAUGCCUACAAUGGAAAUCAGUGGUUCGGAUACGAUGACAUCGCUAUGAUCAGAUACAAGUCUGAAUGGGUCAAGAAGAUGGGUCUGGGCGGCGGCAUGAUCUGGGCCCUCGACCUCGACGACUUCAGCAACCGCUGCGGCUGCGAACCACACCCUCUCCUCCGCACCAUCAACAGAGUCCUGAGGAGCCAUCCCGACCCAGAUCCUAGGUGCAACAUGUAAGGAGGAGGAAACAGGGAGGGAGGCGUGCCGAAGGAGGGACGCUGACAUCCGAUUUCGACGAAUCUGCUGUGUCUUAGGGAUUUUUGAGAUGCUGAGAGUAAUAGUCGCCUUAUAGGUUGUCAUAGUGUGGCGUCGAGCAAGAUGACCCCGAAUACAAUGUUUCCUUGAUUAUAAUAUCAUAUUAAAAAAAGGAAAAAAAAGAAGGAAAACAUCACAGAUAAAGAGAUUAGCAAUCGACGUGUCUGUAAAUAAAGAACCUUUUAAAAAAUGACCAUACAUAAGCAUUCACAAGUCCCUAAUCGGCGACACCUUUCCUUCUUGGGCCCACCCCUUCCUCCCCCCCUCCUCCCUCCCCGCAACCCCCGGUGCAUCACUAAGGGGCAUACAGGGAGUUCGGCGUGACGACCUCUGCUAUGCCUUGAGGUUUGUAGUUAGCUCAUCCAGGAGAGGCUAAUGAUUCUGCUACCUGAGCGACGAGAGGGAAUAACUCCUUCUCGCCCUCUUUUCUUCCCUCCAUCCGCUUCCUUUUGGCUCCUCUCUUCUCUCUUUCUCCUCCUUGUUGACAUGAUUGUCAGCCUCGGCAGUGCAAUAUAAAAGGAGAAUCAGAAUGAGCGCAACACUCUGCAAAAAAAAAAAAAAAAAAAAUGCUACGCGAUGUUUCAAAGUCGGGCUCUCACUGUCUGGUGCCUCCACCCCUCCCCCCCAGUGAUAAUUUAUUGGAAUAUGAGAUCGUGUUUUCUGCCACGAUUUUAUACUUCCUUAUUGUUAUUAUUGUUAUCAUUACUGAUAUCUUUGUGUAUUUACUUUCUACACAUCUACACUUUGCUGCCAGAGUGCCAAAUCUAUGCUGUGUCGCGCAAUGUUAUUAUUUUUAUCUCUUAUUAUUAUUAUUAUUAUUAUUAUUAUUAUUAUUAUUAUUAUUAUUAGCAUUUUAAUGAUUAAUUAUUAUUACUAUGAUUUAUUACUGUCCUCCUAUUAGGCCACGAGUCUGGCCUUGUGGCAUUAUAUAUUCUUAUUAUUUAUCAGUAAAAUAUAAUAAAAUCC